AUGAUACCUAAGCCCGACAAACGGAACCUAAGUGACCCGGGUGCCUGGAGGCCGAUCUCACUGCUGCCAUGCCUCUCGAAAGGCCUCGAAAGAGUCCUAGCAAGAAGGCUAGCAUACCAAGCGAUCGCCUCUGGUAUACUACCUGAAACACUAGCCGGAGCAUUGCCGAAGCGCUCAGCUAUCGAUAUCGUCGCCUCCCUAGUCUUUGACCUUGAGGAUCUUGCGUUCCGAAAGAAACUUGUGGCAACCUUGGUAACAAUGGACGCUAAAGGAGCCUUUGACGCCGUUCUGCGAGGCAGGCUAAUCAAACGGCUGCGCGAGCAAGGCUGGCCCACCUACCUUAUCAGAUGGGUAGACAGCUUCAUGACAGAAAGGAUGGCAAGAGUCCGCUUUGCAUCAACUACCACAGAAGCGGUUGAGCUCCUCUGCGGCCUCCCACAAGGCUCACCAAUCUCCCCUAUCUUAUACCUACUUUACAUUUCGAGCAUCUACAAUCUAGCCGGGGCGGACGCCCGCUACGGCUACGCAGAUGACACGGCAAUGCUUUUCGUAGGAAAAACCCUGAAAGAGACUUCGCAGCGUGCGGCAGCUGCGAUAGAGGACAUGGAGACAUGGGGCCGCACGUCCGCUAUUACCUUUGACCCUCGUAAGACCGAGAUCAUGCACUUUUCGAAGAGGCGGCGAAGAGAAGAGAUCCCUGACAUCCAGCAUGGAGAGAGGACAAUUGCGGUCUUAAACUCGAUAAGGUGGCUAGGAGUAUACCUCGACAAGACGCUAUUCUUCAAAGCGCAUAUACAGCAUUAG
[Torrubiella] hemipterigena is the source of this 804-nucleotide messenger RNA. The record is from the annotation of a GenBank genome assembly. Lineage: Eukaryota; Fungi; Ascomycota; Sordariomycetes; Hypocreales; Clavicipitaceae.